Melitaea cinxia (Glanville fritillary) is the source of this 2176-nucleotide messenger RNA. RefSeq names its product glucose dehydrogenase [FAD, quinone]-like. The transcript has 4 exons. The coding region runs from base 1 to 1866 and encodes 621 amino acids. Gene Ontology annotation, molecular function: flavin adenine dinucleotide binding; oxidoreductase activity, acting on CH-OH group of donors. The record is from RefSeq and is a predicted model, not a curated record. NCBI's taxonomy places the organism in Eukaryota, Metazoa, Arthropoda, Insecta, Lepidoptera, Nymphalidae.
AUGAUCUGGCAGCCCUUAAACUUAACCGAUGUUUGUCCGCCCUACACACCUGUCACAGCUUGCUCUCCCUUCGGAUAUAUAUACUUAAACUUAUUAGUCAACCUGUACGGCGGUUCAUCUGAUGCUAGGAAACAUUGGUCUCAUAACGAGCCAGAAGACAUCAGAAAUGAGUACGACUUCAUCGUCGUCGGAGCUGGCGCAGCGGGUUGCGUUGUUGCUAACAGAUUGACUGAAAACCCUAAUUGGAAGGUACUUCUUUUGGAAGCAGGGCCUGAACAACCAGAUGUAACCUUCGUACCUGGUCUUUCUACAGCGCUCCUGGGGUCAAACAUAGACUGGGCAUACACCACUGAACCUAAUGGAAAGAGUUGCCUUGCACACCCAGGAGGAAGAUGUUCAUGGCCGAGGGGUAAAAUGAUGGGAGGUUCGAGUUCAAUCAAUUCCAUGGCUUACAUUAGGGGUAACAGAGCAGACUAUGAUGGCUGGGCUUCUCUUGGUAACGCCGGGUGGAGCUACAAAGACGUGUUACCUUUCUUUAAGAAAUCAGAAAGAAACGUUAAUAUCGAAGCUUUAGAUCCUAUAUAUCAUGGCGUCGAGGGAGAGCAGUUUGUAUCAAGGUAUCCUUAUAUAGAUGAUCCCUCUUGGAUGCUGACUGAAGCUUUCAAUCAGAGAGGACUCCCAUUAACCGACUAUAACGGAGCUCGUCAAGUAGGAACUAUGCAAGCUCAAGCAUUUUCUCUGUUAGGUGAAAGAGUAUCAACAAAUACGGCGUUCAUACAACCCAUUAGAGAUAAGAGGAAGAAUCUUACUGUCAAAACAAACUCCGAAGCUCUAAGAAUUCUCAUUGAUGACAACAAAAGAGCAUACGGAAUAGUUUAUUUGCAAAACAACAACAUGUUUACGGCCAUUGCCCGUAAGGAAGUAAUAGUCAGCGCUGGAUCUAUCAAUUCACCGAAAUUGUUGAUGCUAUCCGGCAUUGGACCAAAAGAUCACUUAGAGAGUUUAGGCAUACCAGUAAUUCAAGAUCUAGCUGUUGGUGAAAAUUUACACGACCACGUAACAUUCAAUGGUGUUAUUGUAGCUUUGCCUAACAAAACAGCUACAACAGUCAGUGAAAACGAAAUUUUAGAAUCGGUUCAAGAAUACGCUGAAAUGAAGUACAAAAAUGGUCCGUUGUCUGGUAAUGGUCCAGUGAAUUCUAUAUCUUUCAUAAAAACUGAUCCUAACUUAAUUGCUCCGGACGUACAAUUUCAAGUGAACCACGUUUCUAAUUGGAGACAGUUUAUUCAGGAUCCAAUUACUGCUGAGUCAGUCGCAAUAUUUCCAACAGCAUUUUACGACGCUGUUUUACCAAGGACUAUGAACUUAGUACCUAAAAGUAGAGGUGUUCUUCUAUUAAAUGAAUCCGAUCCAAAUGGUCCACCGUUGUUAUACCCUAAUUAUUUAAGUGAUGACUCUGAUCUCAUACCUUUAUUAAAAGGUGUUAGAUUUCUCCUAUCAUUAGAAAACACAAAAGCAUUUAGAUCUCAUAGCGCAUAUUUUGUCCGGGAGCCGAUGCCAGCUUGUAGAAAUUACGAAUGGGGUACCGAUGAGUACUAUAUUUGCUUAGCCAAAUCAUACACAUCGAGUACAUACCAUCCUGUAGGCACUUGUAAGAUGGGUCCGAAAUGGGAUGAAAAGGCUGUUUUAGAUAAUCAAUUAAGGGUGUACGGUGUUGCUGGAUUAAGAGUCGUCGACGCCUCAAUAAUGCCAUUUGUCAUUCGAGGAAACACCAAUGCUCCUAGCAUCAUGAUUGGAGAGAGAGGAGUGGACUUCAUUAUUAAAUAUUGGAACAAAUACAAUCAAGCUUACUAUUCGUAUAAAUGAUUUUAUGUGAUCUUCGUUAGUCUACAUUAGUUUUAAUCAAGUAAUUUAAUUGAUACUAGUGUAUUUAUUUAGGAAUCCGAAACUUUAUUUGUGGCUUUUAGGCAUCGUCAUAGAUAGUGCAUGAUUUCAUAACGCUUGUAAAUUUUUUGUUUUUUAAUCAAAUCGUAUAUCGAUUAUUUCUUCCUAUCUUUAAUAAAUUAUUUUCGAUUUUUUUCAACAUUAUAAAAUGUUGCUUUGGAAUCUAUUGUAAAAUAUCAAAUUGUAAACUGGUAAAAAUUAAUCUGUUAUUAAAUAAUCUGGCAAUACUGAA